UUCAAGAAGCCUGGUAUAGCAGCUAUAGAUCGCAUCAACCAACCUUACCAAAGAAUCCGAAGUAGCAAACCGCCCCAGACCAAAAAACCGUUUAUGAUCAUCCCAGAAGAGAGACUCGCAGGAUUCAAUAAACACCUCCUGAUAGUCUUAGAUACCCAAGAAGCCGUCUAGCCGAUUUGAAAUUGCGGUCCACAGACAUAUCUUCCAGGCUUAAUCGAUACAACGAUCCUCGCAACAGUGCUAUAUCUGUCACCCAUCCUCGAACACGUCACAUUAACAUACCCUUAUGGGUUCGGCAGACUCGAAACUCCGUUUUAGGAGCACGGUCCUUCGCAUGGGAAACAGCAUCGACAUCCCCACUGACAGCAGCUACUGGAAAAUAUUUUGGAGAGACCCGGAGAGUAUCGCCGAUGUCUUCGAACUCAUUACCAACGCGGAGCUCCGCGCGAUUCGCGAACGUAACCAGAAGAACUUCCUCAACCUCGUACGGAUCGUGACGUAUAGGCUCCUUUCGCUUGCGAGUGACAGUAGGUUCCCAUCAGAGCAUGUUUCCGAGAAGGAGCUCCUCAACUGCUGCAGGGUCCUUACACGUCUUUUGCCGUUUGUCUAUGAGCUGCCAGAGCUCAAACCGGCAGAAAAGUCCAUGUUCUGGUCCCUCAGCUUUGGCUAUGCCACUACAAGCUUCCACAAGCUGAAUUCGGCUAAUAGCGACUCGGCCACAGUAGGCACUGACAUGUCGAGCCACACCUCCUCUGGUGCCUCCACAAAGGUCAGACUUGUUCUGGCCUGUGUCCAGUUACUCUUCACUCGCCACUUUACCGUGGAGGCCAAGUCUGAGGCGUUGGGUACGGACUAUUCCAUCUGGGAACCAGGUAUCGGCUGCAGCGGUGCCUUUGAGCCCCCCUCUACCAAGUUUGAUGCCAACAGACUUGAGAUCUUAAGACUCCUCCUCACGCUUGUGUCGCAGUGCAUGUACAACACCCCCAAGACGGUAACGGACCAGGGUUCACGGUACCUCACCUGUCUUGUGGGGGCUACGCCCCGGUUACAAAUGCUCACUCUUCUCUGUUCUUUGCUCAAUACCGCUUGUAGAGUCAGCAGAAACCCCAACGAGAAUGGCUUAGUGUUUCUGAGCGCACCGGCGAUGGAGCUUCGGCACUUGACGGUGACCUACUCUAUCCAAUUACUCGUCAUCAUGGUUGUCUAUCCCAUUCCCCAGGACGUGCUGUUCAUGAAGCAAACAUCAAUUACCGAAAAGAAUCCGCACAACAUGGCCCGUUACUUUCUCGGAAAGAUCCACAAGGAGCCGGAGAUGAAAUUCUUGUGUGGAUCGCUAAUGAGUAUUCUAGUGAACCCAGUGAGCUACACGGCCGAGCAGGAAGCAUCGUCUGCGUUUACCAUCAUGAAAAAGUCUUCGGGCGACCCGCCGACAUGGGCGCUGGAGAUUGUCAUUCUUCUCUGGGAAAUGUUCCAGUGCAACAAACACUUUCGUGGCUACAUCUCUCGGGCCCCGUCCACUGAGCUUUCCACCACCUUGUUGUACUACAUUUUCACCUACCGAAAUGUGGAGGUGUAUUCCGGCUUUGUGCGUGUGUGUGCUCAGUUCCUCCUCCAUGUAUCCUCGGAUACCCAGUUCUCCACGCAACUCCUCAAGACGUUCGACCUACAGCAGUAUUUGAUUCUCCCCCAGAACUUUAUGCUUACGUCCAAGGGAGAUGUCGGAACAUACCGUGACUUCAUGGUGACUCAACUCUCCACGAUGCUUCAAAACGAUAACCUGGAAGCCGAACCGGCCAAUGCGCUCACAUCGACGUUGGUGGAAAUCCUCUACAACUUAGUUCCGAUUGCCAUCCCUGAAGCAGAGGCAACACAGAUCAAUGGAGGCCAGUCAACAACGAAACGGACCCCUUAUGGCGGACUCUCGUACCAGGCCUGUAACUCUCUCACCCAGUUGGUUGUACGUUUUUCCUCUGCACAGUUCCUCUUGGUUCCAGGAAAUUCAGACCUCCUUGCAUUGGUGGUUUCAACCAUCUGUCACUCGAUUACCAGACAUACGAAGGCCUCUAGGACGUUGAUCUUCGUCAUUGCCCGUAACCAUGCCUUGUACAAGGGAGUGCUACAGAGCGUCAACACCUAUAAGCCGAUGGAGGUGGAGGAAGAACCAGAGGAGGUGGAGGACCACGUAACUGACAGCGAUGACAGCCGUCCGCCAUCCAUACGUAACUCGAUUUCCUCUCCGCGGCCUGAGUUGGGGCAGUUGAGCAGGCAAAACAGUUUUGGGGAUGCUCCUGAGACCACAGAGGUGGCUGUGGUGGGCGAAUUUGAUAAAGAGAUCAACCAGGCCUUGAGGGCCGUUCAGCCUGUCGGGAUGUCGCUUAGAGCCAAGGGAAAACAGCCGAAGGAUGCUCCCUUGAGCCAAACCUGGCCGGGUCACAAGGCCUUGCGGUACAUUUUGGCGACGGUUGAACUUUUAAUACAAGAAAUUCCGGAAUUCAACGCGUUUACGGCCCUGGAGUCCAUCCGGAUCUUGUCCCGUGUCGAGCUAUUUGACUAUGCUGGAGUGUUUGGGCGACUUGCACUUGCGCCUGAAUAUUCUCGUGCCACCGAAUGGCAGCCGUUGCGGUUUGCCUGGUCUGCCAUGGCCUUGGGUUGGUAUGAGUCUAUUAUCUGGGGAUGCGUGUUUCGUGCAAACGAACUCAUCAAGGGAAAAUGUCUUUCGAAGAAUGCGAGCAAGCUUGAGGCCGGUGCUAGUUGGUUCGGCUGGGGUAAAAACGCCGCGAGUGCCGAAUCGCAAGCCGUUGACCUUCCUUCGCGAGUGUUGCUCAUGUCCACCCCUUGGGUCGAAACUCAGUUCUUGUUGUUUUCGAUCAAACAACAAAGCAAGACCGGCCUCAGGAACGGGUAUGACAUGGCAGACUCGUUGAUCAGACGGUUAAGUGACUUCCGCCUCACAAAACGGAAUAGCGUGUCGUCGGUAAACUCUGUCGCGAGUGACGAGCUUCGCAUUGACUCUCCGGUGGCUUCCCAGUUCAUACCGAGUCGCAUGGCUUCGGUGGGCUCGAACCAUACACCGAGGAAUUCUAUUUCCUCAGCGGGGGUCUACUCGGGAAUCCAGACCCGGAAGUUCAGCAACGAGUAG
Babjeviella inositovora NRRL Y-12698 is the source of this 3139-nucleotide messenger RNA. RefSeq lists its product as uncharacterized. The transcript has 3 exons. The record is from RefSeq and is a predicted model, not a curated record. Bases 287 to 3139 code for a protein of 950 amino acids. Gene Ontology annotation, cellular component: Golgi trans cisterna; membrane; Golgi medial cisterna. NCBI's taxonomy places the organism in Eukaryota, Fungi, Ascomycota, Pichiomycetes, Serinales.